ACUCCAGGGCACCUCACAGCUGACCGUGCCACUAGCUCUGCAACACGCCGGCCAGUCCUACCUCCCUGCACCCCUGAAGAAGUAUUCCGUACACACUGAGAAGAAGACCACGGGAAACUUCAUUCUCCAACAAGAGUAUAUUCUGAUUCUGCAAAAUAAAGUUCAGAACUGCUAAACCAUCGAAGCAAUCAUGUCCGGCAUCGUACUCACAUUGACUCUUCUAGUCUGCAUCCUGGUCAUCACUGAGGCGUGCUCACCAUCAUCUACAGGCAGUGGAGGCGGGAACCACACACCGUCUCCAGCGAAUGAUGGCAACGUCUACAACCCGGGAAAGGGACCGAUUCCCCCGCACCCAUUCAGAAGACGUAGAGAUGACAACGAAGAUGUCUCCCUCGACAAGAAACUACAAGCCAUGAAUAAGAUGAUGAGCGAACUAUUUGACGAGCUGGACGCGGAUGAUGACACUAAAGUGAGCAAGGAGGAGUGGGUGAGGCGGAAGGGCAACGCGGAGGACUAUGUGCAGAUUGUGGCCACAUUCGACAAAAAUGGAGAUGGCUUGUUAUCGCGUGAUGAAUUUCUGGCAGCAUCAAAAUCGUGAGACGUCAUCACAUAACAAUGGGUAUAUUUUUUUCAGAGAGGUCAAUCACAGGUUUGAUCGUCCCCUGAACACACAUGGCCCGACUUCUGUUUCCUGGUUGAUUCUUCAAAGCUAGAUUUUGUCUUGCUUCAGGAGCUAAUGGUACUUCGCAGUGGAAAGUAUUAAGAGGUGGAUUAUGGUUUGACGAGUGGAUGGAAGGCUUUCAAAUUCAUAGUGGGUCAUAAAAGAGUUGUCGAUUACUCGCAUUAUUGUUCUCAAAAUCACGUUGACAUCGUACCCAUACGUUGUUUUUGUAUUUCAAUAAAUGUCUUAUUUGUCAUGAGCAUUUUCGAUUCGCCAGGAUCUACACUAUUUUAUUUUAGGCCUAAAAUAGUUUCUAAUUAAAAUUAAAUACUUUCUUUUGUAUAGAGAAAUAUAUUUUGUAUUAUUAUUUUAAAACUAAGCAAAAGUACCCUCUACAAUUUCAUUAUAUAAAAACAAAUAUUUGUUUUUUAAUAAAAUUGAAUUAAUAAUUGAGUGAAAUUUGCGGCAUUUAUUCAACAAGGAGCAGAUUUAAAAUUAUACCAUGGCUCAAUUGCAUGGAGCUGCUAACUUGCUCAACCAUUUUCUGACAAGCAAAACUGUUCGAGAAAAAUAAAUCACAGAUGGCCUUCAUUUGGCUGGUAACCUUAUUAUAAUAAGAACCUCUUUAUCAGUCCGCCAUAAGCCUGUAAGCAUAAGCACAGAAAGUAUUGCUUAACAGAAACAGGUUACCAGCCAAAAUAACAUUAAGUUUGCA
Molecule: messenger RNA, 1376 nt
Organism: Asterias rubens (European starfish)
Lineage: Eukaryota; Metazoa; Echinodermata; Asteroidea; Forcipulatida; Asteriidae
Exons: 5
Coding region: 191-598 (135 amino acids)
Molecular function (GO): calcium ion binding
Source: RefSeq, a predicted model, not a curated record